Molecule: messenger RNA, 2968 nt
Organism: Phacochoerus africanus (Common warthog)
Lineage: Eukaryota; Metazoa; Chordata; Mammalia; Artiodactyla; Suidae
Gene: TFR2
Product: transferrin receptor 2
Exons: 19
Coding region: 78-2492 (804 amino acids)
Biological process (GO): transferrin transport; endocytic iron import into cell
Cellular component (GO): external side of plasma membrane
Molecular function (GO): transferrin receptor activity
Source: RefSeq, a predicted model, not a curated record
UCGGGCCUCAGGAGAGGCUGCACCUAAGCACCCCAGGACCGACAGCUCAGCCUGCAGGGCUCAGGAAGGACACGAGCAUGGAGCGGCUUUGGGGUGUACUCCAGAGAGUGCAAAGGUGGUCCCCACGACCCUCCCAGACCAUCUACAAGCUUGUGGAGGGCACCCAGCAGGGGCGCCUGGAGGAGGAGGAGGAAUACGGGGAGGAGGGGGCUGAGCCGCCGCCCCACUUCUGCCCCAUGGAGCUGAGGGGCCCCGAGCCCCUGGGCUCUCGACCAGCUCGGCAAAGCCUUGGGCUCUGGGCAGCAGGACGAAGAGCCGCCCCCUACCUGGUCCUGACCGCCCUGCUGAUCUUCACCGGGGCCUUCCUCCUGGGCUAUGUGACCUUCCGAGGGUCCUGCCAGGCGUGCGGGGACGAUGUGUUGGUGGUCAGCGAGGAUGUCAACUCUGAGCUGGGCCUGGACUCCCACCAGGGCACACUGUACUGGAGCGACCUCCAGGCCAUGUUCCUGCGGCUCCUGGGGGAGGGCCGUCUGGAGGACACCAUCAGGCAAACCAGCCAUCGGGAAAGGGUGGCCGGCUCGGCUGGGAUGGCAGCCCUGGCUCAGGACAUCCGCGCUGCGCUCUUGCGAGAGAAGCUGGACCACGUGUGGAUGGACACGCACUACGUGGGGCUGCAGUUCCCAGACCCGGCUCAUCCCAACACCCUGCACUGGGUUGAUGCCGCCACCGGGAGGCCUGGGGAGCAGCUGCCCCUGGAGGACCCCGACGUCUACUGCCCCUACAGCGCCACGGGCAACGCCACGGGAGAGCUGGUGUACGCCCACUACGGGCGGCCAGAGGACCUGCAGGACCUGCGGGCCCGGGGCGUGGAGCCGGCGGGACGCCUCCUGCUGGUGCGCUUGGGGCUGAUCAGCUUCGCCCAGAAGGUGGCCAGUGCCCAGGACUUUGGGGCCCAAGGAGUGCUCAUAUACCCAGACCCAGCGGACUUCUCCCAGGACCCACACAAGCUCAGCCUCUCCAGCCACCGGGCUGUGUAUGGACAUGUGCACCUGGGAACAGGGGACCCCUACACACCUGGCUUCCCUUCCUUCAAUCAAACCCAGUUCCCUCCAGUCCAAUCCUCGGGCCUCCCGAGCAUCCCGGCCCAGCCCAUCAGUGCGGACAUUGCCUCUCUCCUACUGAAGAAGUUUGAAGGCCCUGUGGCCCCCAAGGAGUGGCAGGGCUACCUCCCAGUCUCCCCUUAUCGCCUGGGCCCUGGGCCAGGCCUGCACCUUGGGGUCAACAACCACAGGACCUCCACCCCCAUCAGCAACAUCUUUGGCUGCAUCGAGGGCCGCUCAGAGCCAGACCACUACGUUGUCAUCGGGGCCCAGAGGGAUGCGUGGGGCCCGGGGGCAGCCAAGUCCGCCGUGGGGACUGCCAUACUGCUGGAGCUGGUGCGCACCUUCUCCUCCAUGGUGAGCAAUGGCUUCCGGCCCCGCAGAAGUCUUCUCUUCAUCAGCUGGGAUGGUGGUGACUUUGGGAGUGUGGGCUCCAUGGAGUGGCUAGAGGGCUACCUCAGCGUGCUGCACCUCAAAGCUGUAGUCUAUGUGAGCCUGGACAACGCAGUACUGGGGGAUGAUAAGUUCCAUGCCAAGACCAGCCCCCUUCUGAUCAGCCUCAUCGAGAACGUCCUGAAGCAGGUGGACUCUCCCAACCGCAGUGGGCAGACCAUUUACCAGCAGGUGGUCUUCAGCAAUCACAGCUGGGAAGCUGAGGUGAUCUGGCCGCUGCCCAUGGAGAGCAGUGCCUAUUCCUUCACAGCCUUUGCCGGGGUCCCUGCGGUGGAGUUCUCCUUCGUGGAGGAUGGCCUGGUGUACCCAUUCCUGCACACCAAGGACGACACCUAUGAGAACCUGCACAGGGUACUGCGGGGCCGCCUGCCCGCCGUGGCCCUGGCUGUGGCCCAGCUCGCCGGGCAGCUUCUCAUCCGGCUCAGCCACGAUCGCCUGCUGCCCCUCGACUUCGGCCGCUACGGGGACGUGGUCCUGAAGCACAUCGGCAGCCUCAACGAGUUCUCUGGGGACCUCAAGGCCCGCGGGCUGACCCUCCAGUGGGUGUACUCGGCGCGGGGGGACUACAUCCGGGCGGCCGAGAAGCUGCGGAAGGAGAUCUACAGCUCGGAGGAGAGCGACGAGCGGCUGACGCGCAUGUACAACGUGCGCAUCAUGCGGGUGGAGUUCUACUUCCUGUCCCAGUACGUGUCGCCGGCCGACUCCCCGUUCCGCCACAUCUUCCUGGGUCACGGAGACCACACGCUGACCGCCUUGCUGGACCACGUGCGGCUGCUACGCUCGGGCGGCCCUGGGGCCCUUGGGGCCACCUCCUCCCACGUGGCACCCGGCUUCCAGGAGAGCCGCUUCCGGCGCCAGCUGGCCCUGCUCACCUGGACGCUGCAGGGGGCAGCCAACGCGCUGAGUGGGGACGUCUGGAAUAUCGAUAACAACUUCUGAGGCCGGUGGAGGGGGGCACGUGCCCCUGACCCCUGCCGAAAUCGCCUGCUUUCCACCCUUGAGUGAUUUCUGGGUGAUGGAGACCCCCUUGUGCACCUCCGGUUGCUGACCGACCGUUUUCUCCUUAGUCGUUAAGGUACCUCCAAGGGACCCAGCAAUGAUGCCAGAGCAGACACCCACACACCCCAGGCCCUGCAAUGUAGGAGGUGGUGAGCAGCGCCUUUCAUAAUGGGCCAUACUGUCAAUUAAUCAGAGAGCAGCAUCCUCUCCCUCACUCAUAGCCCCUUCCUCUUCAGGAGUGAGAUUCCCCAUCCCCCUCGCCACAGCUAGAGACUUCUGGAAGGUUUCCUAGUCCCUGGGACCUGGCCAGGCCUUUUGGUGGGAGAGAUCGCUGGGACCAUAGCCUUAUGGCCGCCAACACGUAGCCUGUGGUAGGAGUGGCUGGGGUUUGGAGCUCAAUAAACCACCUCGUGGCA